Molecule: messenger RNA, 1523 nt
Organism: Carya illinoinensis
Lineage: Eukaryota; Viridiplantae; Streptophyta; Magnoliopsida; Fagales; Juglandaceae
Product: SAL1 phosphatase-like
Exons: 8
Coding region: 50-1291 (413 amino acids)
Biological process (GO): phosphatidylinositol phosphate biosynthetic process; sulfate assimilation
Molecular function (GO): 3'(2'),5'-bisphosphate nucleotidase activity
Source: RefSeq, a predicted model, not a curated record
UGAAAAUACCAAGUAAUCACGGGUGAGCUUAGAAUCGUACAAAAAGUAGAUGGAAGUUAUUAGAGAGAGAGAGAGAGAGAGACAGAUGGAAACAUUAAUAAAUUGCUCUCGGGUCGUUCCCAAAAUCACCUCUGUAUCGAGACCCAAAUUCACAAACACCCAAUCCCUUGUUUCUCUAGUCUCCAGAAGGGCCUCUCGAGCAGUAAUAGUAGCGGCAGUAGCAGUAUCUGCAUUUUCCUCCAUGUCUUACGACAAGGAGCUCGCGGCUGCCAAGAAAGCUGCCUCUCUCGCUGCUCGACUCUGCCAGAAGGUACAAAAGGCACUUCUGCAAUCAGAUGUCCAAGCAAAAUCAGAUAAAAGUCCUGUCACAGUGGCCGAUUAUGGUUCACAAGCUCUUGUUAGUUUUGUGCUGGAAAGGGAACUUCCAUCUGACUCAUUCUCCUUAGUAGCUGAGGAGGAUUCGGGAGAUCUUUGCAAGGCAAGUGGCCAGGAAACUCUACAGCGCAUUACAAAACUUGUGAACGAUACUAUUGUCAAUGAUGGAUCAUUUAGUGUUCCUACAUUAACCAUGGAAGACGUGCUCAGGGCCAUCGACAGUGGCAAAUCUGAUGGUGGUUCUCAUGGUCGGCACUGGGUUUUGGAUCCAAUUGAUGGUACUAAAGGAUUUGUAAGGGGAGACCAAUAUGCAAUUGCGCUGGCGUUGCUAGAUGAAGGGAAAGUAGUAUUGGGCGUUCUGGCUUGUCCAAAUCUUCCUUUAGCAUCCAUUGGUAGUAAUAGACUGCACUCCUCACAUGAUGAAGUUGGUUGCCUUUUCUUUUCCAAAGUUGGUGCAGGAACAUAUAUGCAGUCACUGGAUGGUUCUUCACCAAUAAAGGUGAAUGUCAGUACUACUGACAAUUCAGAGGAAGCUUCGUUCUUUGAAUCCUUUGAAGCAGCACACUCCUCGCAUGACUUGUCUAGCUCCAUUGCAAAAAAACUUGGAGUCAAAGCACCACCAGUUAGAAUUGAUAGCCAGGCUAAGUAUGGGGCACUGUCCAGAGGAGAUGGAGCCAUAUAUCUGCGAUUUCCUCGUAAAGGAUACCGUGAGAAAAUCUGGGAUCAUGCUGCUGGGUGCAUUGUUGUGACUGAAGCUGGGGGUGUGGUGGCAGAUGCUGCAGGGAACCCUCUGGAUUUUUCCAAAGGGAAAUACCUUGAUCUUGACACAGGCAUACUUGCUACCAAUCAGAAAUUGAUGCCAUUACUCUUGAAGGCAGUUAGAGAAUCCCUGGAGGAUACACCUUCAUCUUUGUGAUUACUUUUGACCACAUAUGAUUCGGUUAUCUCCUAUGCUGAUUUUUUUAACUAAUAAAUCUUCUAUGCCUUUAUCCUAUCAAAUGUAAAAAUUCUACGAUUUGAUGUAAUCGAGUAUUUGAUCAGAUCCUCGAUGAGUUCGAGAAUGCUUAGAUCCAGCUACAAGAAUCUAAGACUCCUAUAUCAUAUGUUUUUCAUACUUUUCCAAUAAAGGAGUGAUGCUCGGCUCGUAA